Oikopleura dioica is the source of this 1359-nucleotide messenger RNA. NCBI's taxonomy places the organism in Eukaryota, Metazoa, Chordata, Appendicularia, Copelata, Oikopleuridae. The record is from the annotation of a GenBank genome assembly.
AUGAUGUCGAUAAGACAAAGCACAGCCCAGGAGCAGCUGGACCUGAACUCCUCGAUCGACGAAAUCUUCGUCUGCAUCAACUCCCGACGCUUCAAAGAAGCGUACACCAUCACAAAGUCCCUGCCAAAAACGAAGGGAUUACCGAGUUAUGUCAGAAACAUUUUUGAAGAGAUCAUUAGGGCUGAAGAAGCGUAUCUUACUGAUUUCGAUAGAUGCUUACAGAAAAAAUCGAGUUUCACAAUCUUCACGAGAAAAGCUGACCUGACGGAGCAAUACAAGUCGAUCAAAGAGAAAAUUCCCGAGCGUCCGGAUUUCCAACCUCUUCUCGAUUUUAUCAACUGCAAAAUCCGGCUAUUGCAUCUUUACGUGCAGCUUUAUCAAAACUCUGCUGGAAAACCAAACAUUGCUCCAGACUUUCGCGAGUUUUUCAAUCUUUUCGAAACGAACAGAGAAGAUUAUUUCAAAAACUAUUUGGCGAACAAAGAAGAUCAAGAAGAACUCUUUUGUAAUGUCAAAUUAGAGCUGCAAACCCUGGAGUAUAUUUUACAAUCGGCCCGUGACAUUUGGGAACUGCAUAUAAUCUCGGCGCAGAUAACAUUAAAACGAGCUCAGAUGAGUCUGAAGAAGUGGAAUCAAAAGCUCAAUCCAACGGCUUCCGCGAGGAAAAUCUCAUUCUUCGAUAAUAAGAAUCUGGUACCAAACAGCUAUGAGUGGCUGGUUGAGCUCCACGGCCAUCUCCUCGCCAAAUUCUGCCUCUUUUUCUACGACGUCUUCAUCACCACUCCGAAAAUCGGAAACUUAGAACCUGCAGAAGGCUUUAGAAAACUCUGCUCUCAAACGAGAUUCGACUUUUACGGCCGUGUUCAAGAGUUUUUCAAGACAGUUGAAAACUCUUCCGCCUUGUACUUGAUUCGUGAUCAUCGACCGAGCAAAUCGGAGAAUUAUUCAUCAACGAGCAAAUACGUCUUCAUGCCUUUUAUCGAGGAAGUCACGAACAACGAUGCGAAGGGAGAUCGAAUCGGCGUUGUUAGCUGGUACAGUCGAGAAGCGAACAAGCGAGAUUACAGCGUCGAAAUGGAGAAUUUGAAGAAAUCAUUCGAAGCUUACCAGAAAAGGAAGGAAGAAAAGGCGGCGAAGGGGAAGAAUUACGAAAACUGGGAAGAAAGGGUCCUGAAGUGGAACAUUCGUGGAAGCACCAGCAAUAAAACGUACUUUCUUGGUCAAGUCGAGCACUCGUUUUACAUCAUCAUUUCUUUUCAAAUGGAGCAAGAGAAUGACGAGCGAAUUUUUGCGAUCUUCAACGACUUCCGAAAGAAUAUCCGCCUCCAUCAUGUUUUCCAAAAACUCGUUCGCGAGUAA